Messenger RNA from Acaromyces ingoldii, 2415 nucleotides. RefSeq lists its product as hypothetical. Bases 1 to 2415 code for a protein of 804 amino acids. The transcript has a single exon. The record is from RefSeq and is a predicted model, not a curated record. NCBI's taxonomy places the organism in Eukaryota, Fungi, Basidiomycota, Exobasidiomycetes, Exobasidiales, Cryptobasidiaceae.
AUGUCCUCGCCAUUGAGACCCUCGUCGUGGUCGGUGACGAUGACGACGCCGCCCCGUCGUCGCUCCGUCCAUGGCUCCUCGUCGCCUUCCCUCUCGCCCUCGGUCUCCCACUCGCCGUCGCCCUCGAUCUCGCCCUCGUCGUCGCACUCGUUUGUCGUCGACUUUGAGCGCUCCUCGGUGCGCACGCCUGCAUCGACGCGGUACAAGUCGCGCGCCUCGUCGAUAACGUUGCCGUACUCAAGUGGCGGCUGCGGCGCUGGCAAGGGCAGCGAUGGCGACGGCGACGGCGACGGCCCUGCGAUGCUCCUGGGCACGGCAGCCAGCCGAAGGUAUGUGCCACCGAUGGCACUCCUCGGCUCCAUCAUCGCUGUCCUCGUCCUGACGGCAGGCGCAGCAUCGCUCAUGACGGCGUGGCUGUAUGCGCACAAGAUGCCGCUCAAGUCGCCCGGCGUCCUCUACGUCAACGAGGGCAACGAGGAGGAGCGCGGGCGCGAGUACCGCGACGAGGCCCUGGGCCCCAACGGCCGCCUGCGCUUCGACGAGCAGGUCUCGCACCCCACGACGCUCACCAUCUCCAGCGUCACCUCGACGCUCCUCGGCUACUCCCUCGAGCCCCUCAUGGCCCUCGUCGCCUACCGCCUGGCCGCCGACUGGCUCACGCUCCAGCGCCGCUUUCUGCAGCAGUCGCCACUUCACUCGCGCUCGCCGUCGAACUCGCAGUCGCCUCGUCAUGCAGAAGCCAUCGACCUGCCCACGCCGCUCCAGUACGCGCUUCUGGCCCAGCUCACAUCCAAGGUCAGCCUGGGCGCCAUGGUCAACACGCUCCGCCACCGGCUCCUCGCGCACGGCUCCCAGGCCAGGGUGCCCGCCAUGCUCCGCCGUGCCCUCGCCUGGAGCCUCGUCCUCUUCCUUCUCAACUUCUCCAUCGCCAACCUGGACGUGCUCCUCCACGAGACGACACGCACCGUGGCUGUUGCCGACGUCGAUGCGGUGCUGAGCAGCAAGCCAUAUGGCUUUGCCCUCAAUCGCACACUCUGCAGCAGCAGCAGCGGCGAUGCGUCUGCCCCCUGCCUCUUUGACGCCACCACGCGCAGGUUUGCCGCCACAGUCUCGACAAAGGCCAUCGGCGCCGAGGGCUUCCUCACGGCCACCAACGCCUCGCAGUCGCGCCUCGUCCAGACCUUCUUUGACCGUGGCCUGGACAGCGACACCGCGCGCAGCACCGUCUACCUCACCAACCCGAAGGUGCACCGUGCCGAGUACGCCGCUGCGCUCCAGACGACGGGCGUGUCGUGCCACUGCCGCGUGGUCACGCCGCAGUGCAGGGCGACGACCAGCUCCUUUGACUGCACCCCGCUCGGCCACCCCGAGCUCAAGGUCGACGCCGUUACGGUGGCCACUGGCGAGGGUGACGGCGACGGCGCUGCACUCCUGGGCGUAAACAACGCCAUCCACGUGGGCCAGCUGCCGUCGUCGACCAGCCGGCUCCCGCUCGCCGUGCAGCUCGUCUACCCUGUCGAGGGUGUCGACAAUGCCCACACAGGCUUCCAGACCAUCAGCCCCCUUGUCGGCAAUGCCAGCCACGCCUACGUGCUGGCCCUGUGCGAGCUCGAGUACCUGGACCUGGGCCUGUCCUACUUUAAUGGCACCUACACGCUCGAGAGUCAGGCGUCUGCCGAUGCACCGCUGGCCACUGCGCUCUCGGGCCCGCUCCUGGCCGGCGAGGUGACGGCGAUGGCCGCCUCUGCGCUGGCCAAGGCUGCCGGCCGCGUGCCCAGCGACGACUAUGCGUCCGAACUCGGCCACGCCAUCGGCUACCACGCACUCGCCCUCGUCGGCGGCCUCUUUGAGCCGCAGAUGGUCGCCGUGCGCCAGUGGCGACGCAUCCUCGCCCAGCAGUACAACUUCUACCUCGUCGCCAUCUUCAUCGGCCUCCUCUACGCCUAUGCCCUGGCCGCCAUCAUCGUCUUCUUCUGGGCCUGGUCCGUGUCCUCGGACACCGUGUCGUACUACAAUGACGCACACGAAAAGGUCGAGGUGCCCGCUGCGCUCCUGGCCCAGCGCCGGCUUGUGGACCCCAUCACCCACCUGGUCCAGGACCACCUCUCGGGCGGCCAUGCCCACGCCCUGAGCCCGCGCUCUGGCCAUGUCUCCUACCCCACCCACCACCACCACCACCACCACCUGCAGCAGUCACCGUCGCCAUCGCCGUCGCCGUCGCUGCACUCGGCCUCGGCCUCAGUGUCGGGCCACCACCGCGAAAAGUCCGAGGCGGCCCUGCGCACGGCGCGCAGGAAGAUGCUCCAGGUCUUUGACGAGCCGCGCGACCAGGAGCGCGUCGUCAUUGCCGUCCACGACGGCGGCCGGGGCUUUGGCGUGUGGCCCGCCUCGGCCGCGCGGGGGACGAGCUGCUAG